Messenger RNA from Penicillium canariense, 819 nucleotides. RefSeq lists its product as uncharacterized. NCBI's taxonomy places the organism in Eukaryota, Fungi, Ascomycota, Eurotiomycetes, Eurotiales, Aspergillaceae. The record is from RefSeq and is a predicted model, not a curated record. The transcript has a single exon. The coding region runs from base 1 to 819 and encodes 272 amino acids.
AUGGGUCCAGAGGAACCUGGGAGCGUGAGGGGCAUACCGGUAUCAACGACAAGCCCUCUCUGUGCCGAUCCAGCACAUCGCGCAUCCCAGCCGAAAGGGCAGGCAGGUGGAGACCCGGAAGGUCACGCAGUCAGCCAAGCCCCCGCGAUUAUCGCAGAUAAUCUGCAUAGCACAGGCGAGCAGUGGAUUGGACUGGAUAAUCUGCCCCAAUCAGCCCGUGGAUUGCCCAAUCCGGCACAUCCCAAACACUUCACAUGUCUUGGCCCAAAAAAGGGGGGACGAGGCACGUCUCCUUCCCAGCGGCCAAGGCGUCACUAUUGGAAUCAGCAUCUCGAUCAACCCUCUCUGCUUUCCAAUUCUUCCACUUCGCCUUUCUUGGCCCUGGAAUGGGUCACACCGGUGUCGGUCUGGCCGGCUCGCCACUCUUUCACUCAUUCCCAGCGGGCCAUGGCAAUAAUGCCCCCGCUUGGCGAAAGCCAGCAAGUCCGCGCGCAGGCUCACCAUAAUCCCCGACUGAAGAAAUUGCUAAUGGACGUGCCAUUUCGCCAUCUGGUCGUGUUCUUUGCCGUUUCUUCUGGUGCCAGGCAAGCGGGGCGCGAGCCAAGAGCGCGACUCCGGAAGAUCCGCAGCCAGGAUGAGGAUGAGGCCCCAAGAGUCCCAGAAGAAAGACACGAUUUCCCCACGCGUGUGGACAUGGCAUUUCACAGGCUGUCUCGAUUUUGCCCGUCCACCGCCAUGCAGCGCCUUGUUUCACGUGCAGGCCCUCCAACGGGAUGCUUUCUCAUCCCGACUGCGUCCGCGGUCCCCCUCAUAGAUUAA